AUGAACAGCAACAGCAGACCUCCUCAAAAGCCAGGGAGUGCUCUUCAAUAGCAUUUUUAAUAGAGUCCCUAUAGAAACCAAAAUAUAAUUUCAAGUGGACCAUCAGGAAACAUGAGGAUAGGCUAGAGCAUGAUCAACGAGGGAAGGCAAUUUUAACAGCCUACUGCCAUGCAACUUUAAUUUUAGCAAUAUGACGAAAUUUUAGAGAACUCACCUUACAAUUUCUUUCACGGCAUUAAUCCUAAGAGGUUGAUGAGGGGCAAGUCCAUAAUGAAUAAAUGUAACUUAAUAAGGUUCUUGAGUUGCAAUUUUUGUAACAACAUUAUUGUCUAAGGUAGAGAGUGCCCAUCUUGCGAAUCUAACUUCUGUGCUCCAUGUGUGAAAAGAUGGGAAGCAUCGGAUUCAGCCAAACUAUAUUAAACUCCAUGUAAAUGCCCUGAUGUGGAAUCUCUAAAGACACUAAGUAAAUUAAAAGCAGAGUAUCUUCAAUAAAUCAGAUUCAACUGCUAGAAUAGGAAUUGCCUAUACUAACUUACAUAUGAUGAGCUUUUAAGAGGAACUCAUGAACUAGAGGAGUGCAAUUAUAUAAGAGUAAUGUGCGAGGGUUGUGGUGUGAGGAUAUUUAAACAAGAGCAACUUAAGCACGAGUCUGUGGAAUGUGAAGUGCCAAAAACGAAGUAGAAUAUGACUCUCUUCUAGAUGAGAGAUGAGCUCUCGACUAAGAUGAGAUAAGCAAUCAUUCAAGAGGAAACACCUCUGCGAGAAGGGGUAAGCAUAAGUGUGUACACUGCAAAAAAGAAGUUGAAGAUCGAAAGGACCAUCUCUGCUAUCAGAUCGAAAACACUAAUGCUUUCCUCUAGUUAGCCUGAAUAAAGGUCCUAAGAUAGAUAAUUGUACAAAGAAUUCGUAGUUAUUCACUUAAGUGAUAGUGAAGAAAAGACUACCUAAAAAGUUAAGAAGCCGAAGGUUAAUGUUAAAAAGAUAAAUACUUUGAAUAUGAUACCAUCAGAGGAAAUCAAGAAGAUUUAAUAGGAUUUUAACAAUAAUAUGAUUAAGUAGUCUUAAUCAGUUCUUGAGAUUGCCUCUAAAUAGCCAAACUAACAAAUUCUGAGAACGAAUAAACCACCGUAUGUGAAUAAUUCAAGAGAUUAAGAUGAUGAUGAUGAUGAUAAUGAAUUAGAUAUGGAAAAUAGUGAGGAAUCAAGUGAGGAUGAUGAUGAAGAUAGCGAGGAUGAGGAUUAUACAGUUAGAGGAAAUCAUCCUAAGAGAAAAAUUAAAAAAGAUUAUAUACUUAACAAUUCAAAGAUCAAUAUACAAAAUCCAAUUAAAAAGAAAGCCCAAGGUGAUUAAGGAUGGGAUCAUGAUUCUCUUGAAAAUUCUGAGUUGAGCGAUAGAUCUUAUAUCAAGAAUUAAGAUCCAAGACUUAAUUUAUCAGCUAAAGCUAGCAUUUAAGUUACUGGAAAAUCUUUAUAACCUAUGAAAUCAAAUUUUAUCUCAACUAAUAAUUUGCAGUUGUAACAGCAGCAACUUUAACAGACUUAAAACUCGCAAAGCGAUAGAGGUAGUAUAAUUGCUUUUGACCUUGAAUCUGGUGAUCUUAUUGAGGAAAUUACUCAAUCUUAUAAAGUUGAAUGCGACACCAGUCAUCACCCAAAAUCAAGAAUUAAUGAGCACUCAAAAUCUACAAAGAAUAGCUAGAAAAAAGUUUAAGAUAAAAAUCUUAGUAGGAAUAUUACUCCUAAUUGA
Molecule: messenger RNA, 1746 nt
Organism: Stylonychia lemnae
Lineage: Eukaryota; Ciliophora; Spirotrichea; Sporadotrichida; Oxytrichidae
Source: the annotation of a GenBank genome assembly